AUGCCAUCACUGAAAAAUGACAAUCUGAAUGAUUCCAAUUCUACUGCAAAUCAGUUUCAAUAUUUCUUUGUUUGUGAAAAAUUAUUUGAACAGUCAUCAGUUGAUAAUCAUAGUUGUAGAUUUGAUGAAAUAUCUCCUGGUUACUUAAAAGUCAGUAUGAAGCCGUAUUGUUUCCUUCGUAAACCUGAUAAUCAAUGUAUUCGUGGUAGUUUACCACGACAGUAUUCAGCUAUUGAACUACUCACCCGUGAUCAAAUACCUUUCUCAGAAGCAUCUGUCAAAGACGAACAAACAUUUGAAAUCAAAACGUCUCCUGAAGAAUGUACUACAACAUCUGGAAAUGUGUCCAAUAUCGAUGAGAAGAAUGCUACAGUUCCAGUUGGCAGUUUAAAGCAAAAGGGUGAAAAACUAGCUCGUGUUGUUGACUGGUUGGAACGGAAACGUCAAACCAACUCUUCACAAUCCACAGUUACAUUACCUCAAAAUUCCAUUGUUCCAGAACAACAACAACAAACUUCCAUUUCAUUGUUACCCGUCGAAAAUAAUCCAGUUAUUGAUGAAAUAUCAUUACCAUCAUCACGUAGUUUGUGUUCUCGAGGUCGAAUUCCACUUAGAAUCAAUCGUGGAAGAAGUAGAAAUUUCAAUAAAUCAUUGAAACUUACAUCAUCUAAUCCUGUACCAUUAUUACCUGAUAAAUUUUCUACAAUAACUGCUGUACUCCCCGAUAAGAUUGAUGAAAUAUCAUCCAGUAAAGAAGAUGAAUCUCUCAAUAUUCCCGUUAAACGUACAUGUAUGUCAGAAAAUUCAUCACCGACUCAAUCAAAUAUUGUUCAAAUAUCAUCUGAAAUUAAUGUAGACCAUAAUUUAUCGUCAUUAGUCAUAAUCGAUUCAAAUAAUUCAUUAUGUAAUACAGUUGAUAAAAAUUCACCUAAACAACUCUCAGAUGAUCCUCUUAUCUCAUCUAAUACAGAAGAAACUAAUGUGAAUACUUUAGCAUUAAAUUCUAUUGUCCCAAUCACUUCUACUACAAAUAAUAAUAACAACAAUUCACCUCUUAAUUCACUUAAUACUUUAAAGCCAUCUGAUUUACAGUCUAAUGAAGAUUCUAUGGAUCGUUUAUCAUCAGUAAUAUUAAAACCUACAUCAAAUAAUCAAUCAAUUAUUACGUCACCUACUGAUGAUCAUUUGAAUAUUUCAUCAUCACCUAGUUUUGGAUCAACAAGAAAACGUAAAUGUUCCAUUACACGUAAAAGAUUAGUACCAGAACCAGAAUUACUUCAUGAAAUUAUUGACAAUCUACAAAAUAAUAAUAAUACUUCAUGUUUAACCGCUAAUCACUUACCUGAAUUAAACCAUAACAAUACAUAUGAUAAUAUAUCUAUUGAAAGUUUAAACAAUUCAAUUCAUAUAUCAGAUGAUACUAAACACUUAUCACCUUCAACUAAUCAAAUAUCUUCAAUAGAUCGAACAUUAUCAAUCCAAUCAUCAUCAUCAUCGUUGUCGUCAUCAUUAUCAUCAUCAUUAUUAUGUACACAUUUAUAUGAAUCAAAUUUAAUUUGGAACGAUGAUGAUGAAACUUGUUUAAUGAAUAUACAACCAAUUUUCUCUAGUCAUAUUACAAUUCAUAAAGUUCUAACAGAAAUUAAACAUUUUGCAUUGAAAUUCAAUCAACCAGUUAUUAUGUCAUUUAAUCAUGAUAAUAACAAUAAUAAUAAUAAUAAUUUAAAAUCAAUAAAUGAUUGUGAUCAUCAACUUUCAACAUCAACAAUUUCUUCAAAUUAUUCAUUGAAUCAAAUUGAUAUCACGAGUCAAUCGAUAAUCGAUGAUAAUAAUAAUGUACCAAGUUCCAAAAUAUUCAUCGAUGACAGUUCAAUAAAUCCUUUAAAUAAAGACCAAUCUAUUGAAUCAUCACAUGAAAAGGAAGUCGUUGUAGAUGAUGAUGAUCAUCAUCAUCAUUAUAACAUUUCUCUUACUUCAACUGAAAAUAUAUCUCAUACGAAUAAUGAUAUUGAUAUAGAUGAUGUUAAUGAUAAUAAUAAUUGUAUUGUGAAUAAUAAUGUAGAAGAUGAGAAUAUUUCAUUCAUAACAACUAAUCAUGAUAAUAAUUCAUUGUUAGAUACUUCUAUAGAUUUACUCAAUAAUCUAACUACUAAUACUACUACUACUGAACAAAAAGUUAACGAUAGUAAUAUUGGUGUUAGUUGUGAAUUUUCUACAACCGUCAUUUCAAUUCCAGAUAAUAAUAAUAAUAAUAAUAAUAAUAAUAAUAAUAAUAAUAAAGAAUAUAAAUCAUUUACAAAAUUUGCUGUUGAAACAUUAGUUUCAGAUGAUUAUUCAACUAUAAAUUCCAUUUGUACUACGUAUAAUUCAUCUCCUGAAAAAGAUUCAUCAUUAUCCCCAAAUAAUAAUAAUAAUAAUACUUUAUUAAAACAUAAUGAAUUAUCUACUGAAUUAAAUAAUGAUAUUAACAUGAUUGAUAAUUCAACCGUCAACAAUCAACAAUGUGAUGAAUCUAUUUGUCAAGAUAAUACACUUUUAAACUCUUCAUCAUCAUCAUUAUCUGUGAAAGAUGAAAUCAAUCAAUUUGUUGUUGAGAAUGAGACGACUACUACAGAAAUUAUCUCUCCUAUAUCAUUAGUAACAAAUUCAAAAUCUAUAUCUAAUGAUAAUGAUUCUCCUCCAAUAAGCAUUGGAACACCUGUAUUAGAUGAAAAGUUAGAUUCACUAGAACACAUAUCCACUGAUAUUAUACCUGAAUGUUUUCAAUCAAUUAAAACUAGUUAUAAUGUUACAGAUUUACAAACUCCGAUUGUUCAAAAUUGUCAAUUAAAAACAAAAGUAGAUACUGAUCUAUCUAAAUCACGUCAACCUACUACUACUAAUAUCACUACUACAGCUCAUAAUAAUAGUAGUAUUUUAGCAUCUAAAAAAUUUAAAGAAUCAUCUCGUGAUUAUGGUGGUCAUUAUGAAAACCGUCAUUAUUCACAUGGACAUCAUAACUCGUAUCAAUCAAGAAAUUCCAGUAAAUUCGAUCAUUAUAGAUCAUCGUCAUCAUCAACAUCAAAACAACAUCCAUGCUUUAGUAGUCAUCAUUCUUAUCAUAAUUCUCGUUAUGAUCGUAAACACCAUACACAUCCACCUCAUUAUCAUCAUCAACAACAACAACAAUCACAUCGUCAUGAUGAAUACAAUCCUCGUUAUCGUGAUUCGUCUUCUUCACAUAGAUCAAGAGAUCGUGAUGACAGUUCUCCAUAUUCAUCAAGGCAUAAUCAUGGCGAAAGGUCAGUAUCGAAUUCAUCACAUCGACAUCAAGAUCGCAUUUAUACCUCUGGAAAUAAUCGUGAUCCUUCUGAAGCUUCAAAUUGUUAAUUAAUAUAAUAAAAAGCUGUUCAUAAUAAAUAGAAUUUCUAAUCAAGAUUUACAUUCAUAGACAUACAAUCUUCAGUCUUGUUUCCUGUUUCUCCUCCUCCUCCUCCUCCUCUCUCUCUCUCUCAUCUCAUUUGUAAUCACAACGUAUUUGUUAAUAUUUAUUUUUAUCCAUAGGGUUUAUAUAUAUUGACAUGUAGAGUAGAACAAGGAGAAGUAGGACAAAAUAGAAAGAUGAUCAUGAAAACUAUUGAAUAAACGCACAUCUAUUUUGUGUUGAAUGAUAAUUUUCAAUUUUUUUUUCCUUUAUUAUUACCACUAAUUUCAUUUAUUCUUUCAUAUUGUUUUUUUCUUUAAGUGUGUACGACGUAUGUAACAAGGUGUGUGUGUGUAUAUAUAUAUAUGUUGUGUAUAUUGUUAUUUUGUGUUGAUCACCUUCUCUCUAAGGGUGUUUUAAUGCUCCAUACACACUCACAUACACGUUAAUGUAAACUUGACUUACAUUGAAAAAUAUUUGUUUGUUUUUUUGUUUUAAACACAAAUACACCUCUCUCUCUGUACCUUGACCAAAUAAUCAUUUGUGUGUGUGUGUAUGUUGUAUGUAUGUGAAACAACGGAGUAUGAUGUUCUAAACCUGUCAUUUUGUUUUAAUUCAUCAAUGUAUGUACAUAAUAACCACGAGACACAUAAUAUUUUUUCUUUAGAUAAUUAUGUAAUUUAUACACACAUAUAUACACCUCUUCAAUGAUCCCUCUCUCUCUCACACACACACACAUACACACAUAAUUACUGUUAUGGAUAUUCGGUUGCUAAGAUUUCCUCAUUCUACAUUUAUUGGUAUGCUUUAAUUGUCCAUUAGACAAUGUGCACAGUAAUCCUUAUUUUGAAUUAUACCUAUGAUGUAUGAAUUGAGUUUUAUUUUUAUUCAUGAUAAUGAUACUGAAUUCCUUGAAAUCAAUUAUCUUCCUUCACUACCCCCGCCCUUCCUUUUUUCUCUCUCCUGACUAUUACAUCUAAUGUUAAAGAAUUAUGUAUAUAAAUUUGCUAUUUAGUGAUUGUUUUAAACAAAAAACCAUUACUAUUUUAUUGGUUUUCUUUGCUCUACUCCAUUCUACUCUAAUUUGACCAAUUUAGUUUCAUGGAAGGGGGUAAUUGUUUUUAAUAAUGUGUGGCAUUUCUUAUCAUUAUUACUAUUAUUGUUAUUAUUAUUAUUAUCAUCAUCAGUAUAAUUUAUUUAAUUUAAUUCUUUUUCUUUACUAUGAUAAUACUAAUCAUAAUAAUAAUGUAUUUAUAAGACGAAAUAAUUUGCAUCAUUGUUCUGGUCUUUGAAAACUCACUAUUAUAGUCAUAGUAGAUGGUCGGACGUAGUUGACAAGGUACUAAACUUAAUCUGAAUUAUGUGUUAGUUAGCAUUUAUGUUAUAACAAGACAUACUGUUACUUUUUGUUCUAUUCAAAUUUCUCUCAAUUUGACUUCACAAUCUGAAGCCCCCCACUCAACUCUAUUUGAUUAAUUGAUCAGUAGUGGAUAUAUUGAUGUAAGUUAAAUCGUUCUUGUUAUUUUUAAAUUAAUUAUUCAUUCGGUACUGACCUAUUGAAUGACUGUUUCAUCUGAAUUGUAUAACUUUGUAAUAGGGAAUUAUUUGUUUGAUCUUUGGUUUUAUAACCAACUAUCAUCACUAGUAUUGUUUCGUCUGGUGUUACAAUUCGAAUUUUCUUUGUGUGGAAAACAUCUCGAUCAUUAGAAUAAUGUUUCGUAGGGGAUUGUAUUAGCUUUUAUUGUUUUUAAAUUGAAAGGAGAAAGUAAUUUUGCUAUAUA
Schistosoma mattheei is the source of this 5184-nucleotide messenger RNA. The record is from the annotation of a GenBank genome assembly. NCBI's taxonomy places the organism in Eukaryota, Metazoa, Platyhelminthes, Trematoda, Strigeidida, Schistosomatidae.